Molecule: messenger RNA, 757 nt
Organism: Colletes gigas
Lineage: Eukaryota; Metazoa; Arthropoda; Insecta; Hymenoptera; Colletidae
Gene: Arl2
Product: ADP-ribosylation factor-like protein 2
Exons: 2
Coding region: 94-648 (184 amino acids)
Biological process (GO): protein folding
Cellular component (GO): cytoplasm; microtubule cytoskeleton
Molecular function (GO): GTPase activity; GTP binding
Source: RefSeq, a predicted model, not a curated record
AUUGCUGCAGCAUGAAAAACAGAGUUUUACGUCCAAUCAUUGCAUAUUCGUAUAUUUAAAAUUAUUACCCAUAAUAUUUUCAUGUAAUGUACAAUGGGUUUGCUAACCGUACUUAAAAAAUUAAAACAGAAGGAAAAAGAGAUGCGCAUUUUAAUGUUAGGUUUGGACAAUGCUGGUAAAACAACGGUUUUGAAAAGGAUGAAUGGGGAACCAAUCGAUACAAUAUCACCGACUCUUGGUUUCAACAUCAAAACCUUAGAGCAUCGCGGAUAUAAACUUAAUAUAUGGGAUGUGGGUGGUCAGAAAUCAUUGCGUUCAUAUUGGAGAAAUUACUUUGAAUCUACAGAUGGACUUAUUUGGGUAAUUGACAGUGCAGACAGGAGAAGACUGGAAGAUUGUAAAACAGAAUUGUAUAAACUUUUACAAGAGGAAAGGCUAGAGGGUGCAAGUCUUCUAAUAUUUGCAAAUAAGCAAGACUUGCCUGGAGCAUUGUCUGCAUCGGAUAUUGCAGAAAUUCUGGAACUGCCUAAUAUUAAAACUCAUCAUUGGCAAAUUUUUAAAUGUUCUGCAGUCACGGGAGAAAAUCUCGUGGAAGGAAUAAACUGGAUCGUCGACGAUAUCUCCGCGAGGAUAUUCUACUUAGACUAAAACUCACUGUAUUAAAAUGUAUGAUUGAUGUUACUGCUAGUAUUGUAAUUUUUUACUUUAUUUAUUUCUCAUCUCUCGGAAGGCACAAAUAUGAUACUAUUGUUUUUUU